Vidua macroura (Pin-tailed whydah) is the source of this 1592-nucleotide messenger RNA. RefSeq names its product serine/threonine-protein kinase PAK 3-like. The coding region runs from base 92 to 1444 and encodes 450 amino acids. Gene Ontology annotation, cellular component: cytoplasm. The transcript is spliced from 10 exons. Lineage: Eukaryota; Metazoa; Chordata; Aves; Passeriformes; Viduidae. Gene Ontology annotation, biological process: regulation of axonogenesis; intracellular signal transduction; protein phosphorylation. The record is from RefSeq and is a predicted model, not a curated record. Gene Ontology annotation, molecular function: ATP binding; protein serine/threonine kinase activity.
UCUUGGAGAGGAAGCCAAAGAGGAGCAAAAGGAGCAAGAGGACCACGAGCCUGCAGCUGUGGUCACAGCAGAGCCUGAUGGUUCCAAGAGAAUGACAGAAGCAGCAGCAGUCUCUGCCCCGGCUCCCUCUGCUCCUGGAGAAGAAGCCAAAGAGGAGCAAAAGGAGCAAGACGACCACGAGCCUGCAGCUGUGGUCACAGCAGAGCCUGAUGCUUCCAAGAGAAUCCUUCCAGAGAAAGAGCAGGAGCAGAUUGCCUUAUCAGAGAUGCCAUGCCAGACUCAGGGAGAGCUGAGAGCCCAAGAGCAGGAAGAGCAGCUCAGGCAGCAGGUGGAAGAGCCACAGGAGAAUGGCCAGAGCAUCAAGGCAGAGCCACAAGCAGAGCAGCCCGAAGCUCAGAGUGCCAUCACGGAAGUAAAGAAGAACCAGGAAGACACGAGAAGAAUUCAAGAGGAGAUGAAUCUCCAUCAGCAGAGGGGCGAUCAACAAAACCAGGUGAGUGAAAGAGUGGCAGCCACUCCACUCAUGAAAGAUCCUCUCUCUUGUAUUUUACAGAACUUGAAGGAACAGCUGGACACAGACUUUCAGAAAGCUCACGCUAAGAUCAUGGCAAGGGAGAAGAGGCAGGAGGAAGAAAUUAAAAUCAUCAGAGAAAAACUUAAUCCCCUCCCUCAGGCUCUACAAAAGCAAGUGGCCAUAAAGAAAAUAAAUCUCCAAGGACCGAGGAAGAAGGAACUAAAAGUCAAUGAACUUAUGCUCAUGAAGACAAAUAAGAAUCCCAACCUGGUCAACUAUUUAGACAGCUACCUUGUGGAUGGGCAGCUCUGGCUGGUCAUGGAGUACAUGGACGGAGGCACUCUGAGCGAUGUCAUCAGCGAGACCUACCUGUCUGAAGACGAGAUGGCAGCCAUCAGUCGGGAGUGCCUGCAAGGCCUGGAUUUUCUUCACUCGAACCACGUGAUCCACCGAGAUGUGAAGAGCAGCAACAUCCUUCUCAGAACCGAUGGCUCUGUCAAGCUGGUUGACUCUGGCCCCUUUGCUCAGCUCACCCCUGAGCAGAGUCGACAGAGCUCAGUGGCCAGCAUUUCUGGGUGGAUGGCGCCUGAAGUGGUGACAGGUCAACCAUAUGGCCCCAAAGUGGACAUAUGGUUUUUUGGAAUCGUGGGCAUCGAAAUGGUGGAACGAGAAGUCCCUUACCGGAAUAAAACUGUUUCGGCUCAACUCCUGAUAGCCAGAGGAGGGAGACCAAAGCUGCGGCAGCCCAACCGAUUCUCGCCUUGCCUGCGUGACUUCCUGAGCUGCUGCCUGCAGACAGACGAGGCACGGCGCUGGUCUGCCAAGGAUCUCCUGCAGCAUCCAUUUGUAACAUCAGCCAAGCCAGCGUCCACCCUGGUACCACUCAUCAACUCAGUGAAGAAGGAGAAGAAGAAGAAGACAAGAAUCUAACAGUCAAGAUAUUAUCUCCAUAACCAAGUUAGAGUAGGAUUGUAGAGUAGGACUCUAAAGUAGGAUUAUUGAGUUGUUUUGUAGUAUAGGUUUAUAGAGUAGGAUUGGAAUUAAAUAAAGUUUCUGAAGCAUCAACUCAUUUGGCAGA